ACUCCCACUUCCUGGUUACUCUGCAGCUUGGCUUCCUCUGCCUGUCAGCUGUGCUGUCUACAACAACAAUAACUGUCAGGACGGUGUGUGUCCUGAAGUCUGUCAGGUGACAGAGGAAAGAAGGAAGACGUUCAGGCAGCAUUGUACAUCUCCAAUGAAAAGGAGACGCUGGUGACCAAGCAUGGAGGACUUCAGGCGGACCUACCUGCGUCUGUGUAAGGAGGGAGGUGUGGAGCCCCAGGAGAGUGUUGUGGCUCAGCUCCAGGAGAACAGGACUGUUCAGGGCUCCAGACUGGACCUGAGUGGACAGAGCCUGUCUGCAGAUACCUGCUCUGUGUUGGCCAGGGCCUUCGAAAAAGAUACCGCCUUUACAGAGGUGUCACUGAGUGACUGCAUGCUCAGCGAGGAAGGUGCCAAAGUACUGCUGACUGGACUGUUUGGCAACACAACAGUAAAAGUCCUGGAUCUGAAGGGGAAUAACUUAAGAUCCAAAGGGGCGGAGGUUCUGGGAAAGCUGUUGGCACGUAACAAAACUCUGCGUAGGCUGGUGUUGGAAUGGAACGCUUUGGGUGUGUGGGAUGAAGCCUUCUCACUCUUUUGUGAGGGUUUGGCCUCCAAUAACGUGCUGACACAGCUGGACCUCCGCAACAAUCAGAUCAACCACCACGGAGCCUCCGAGCUCGCUCUGGCACUCAAGCGCAACAACACAGUGGAAGUGUUAGAUCUGAGGUGGAACAACAUUGGUCUACUGGGUGGCAGGUCUCUGCUGGAAGCUGUGCAGAAGAACAAGAGCAUAGUGCAGCUGGAGAUGGCAGGGAACAACAUACCCAGUGACACUCUCAGAGCACUUGAGCAAACCACUUCGCACAACUCAGACAGGCAGUCCACCCUAAGAGAGAACCACAGCAGGACCCAGGUCCUCAGCAAGGAGAUUCAUAUACUGAAGGAGGAGAAAGGCCGGCAGUUCCUAAGCCUGAUGGAAACCAUAGAUAGGCAGAGGGACGAGAUGGGACGCUCCAGCAGGUCCACCUCUAUUCAGAUAAGCCAACUCCAGGAAGCUCUGAAUGAGAGGAAGUCAGCUGUCAACUCUCUGACUGCCAAAGUGCAGAUGACGGAGGCUGCCCUCGCCCUCUCUGAGCAGAAAAACCACAACAUGGGACAGCUGCUGACACGAUUAAAGACUGAGAAAGAAGAACAGAGGGAACGACAGAACAGAGAGAGGAAGAAAGAGCAAGAGGACAGCGUACUCAGAGAGGGCAAACUCCUCCGAGAGAUCCAAAACCUGACAGAAAACAACAGCCAGCUCAGGAAUAAAGUGGAGGAGAUGGAGCGCAGGUGUAAGUCUCAGCAGCAGCAGAUCUUUGAGCUGAAGCAGGAGCUGACCAACAGCACAGCAGAGCUAAAGCUGCGAUUAGCCCAGUCAGAAGAUCGUCUGGAAAUGGAGAAGCGACGGUCAAAGCAGGCUCUGGACGACAUGGACAGUCUACGCCAGAAGGAGGUGGAGCACGUGAAUCGACAUCUAGAAGAGAGUGAAAGAGCUCUGCAGGAACGCAUCUUCAAACUGGAGGGACAGCGGAUACAACUAGAAGAGGAACUGAGUAAAGCUAAAGCAGUGUGUGUGACAGAGAGGGCCCAGGCUGAGGAGGAACUGGGAAGAGUCCGGGCUCAAGUUCGUCUGGAGGAGCAGGAGCAUGUGUCUUCCUUGGAGGAGAAGCUUCGCUCUGUGCGUUCCUCCCUGCAGGAAGUCCAGCUCCACUGCUCCCAGCAGAAACAGACCAUCUCUGAGCUGCAGGUGAAGAACAGCCAGCAGAGCAUCGAGAUGGACAGUCUGCGGCGCCGGAUAGAGGAGCUGCAGCAGGAGCUGUCAGGUAAAGACCAGGAGAAGGUGGCUGAGGUGAGCCGGGUGAGGGUGGAGCUGCAGGAACAGAUUGGACAUUUACAUGCAGAGAGGACGGCACAGGGAGGGCUCAAAGAGAAGAUCAGUGCUCUGGAGAGAGAGAUCAAAGUGCUGAGCAGUAGCCACAGAGAGGUGCUCCUCGACAAAGAGAGCGAGAUGUCUUCCAUGCUGGAGAAGCUGCGGUUGAGGGAGGCAGAGAUCCAGAGGAUGAGGGAGGACGAGGCGCAAAGAGCCAGCUACCUGCAGAGCGCCAUCCUCACCUACGUUCAGGGCUCCCCUCUGGGUCACUACAGCAGCCCCAAGAAAUGACCCAGAGACCUCCACCCCUGUAAGCUGUAACCUCUGAGCCCUCACUGAGCUCCUGCACAAAUAAAAUCAGGACUGGACUUGAAAAGUAGAAAAUGAAACCCAACAUGUAGGCUUAGUUUACAGGAAAAAGUCCUCAUCUUAACGAGACAUUUAAUCUGAAUUCAUUCAAUUUUAAGGAAAAUUCUGAUUUAUUAUAGCUUGAGUCUUAUUUCCAUUGUUUGCCAAUCUAUGUAUCUGUUAUGAUAACAUAGUCAUUCAAGUAAAAAGCUGAAAACCGGAUCUGGGAAAACGAUUACAUCAUGACAGUCAUACAGGUCAAAGAGUAUCCAGAUUACUUAAAGCCCUUAGGCUUAGAGGCCGGGGUUAAAUUUAACUAAACUGAACACACUGAAAAUGUUGGUAAUAUGUUCUUACAAGUAACGAGUCUUUCUCUUCCAAACAAGUUCAGCUAACUGUUUCUCUGAUCUGCUACAAUACAAAUACGUCAGCUGUUGUGCUUAUUAGUGAUUCUCUCCAUUGUUUGGAAAAGUGAUUGACUAUCAGAGGUUUGUGAGCAGGAUCAAGAAUGCAAAUGACAUCUUCCUACUAAUUACUCAGCUACAAAUGACAACAAGCACACAAGCCACAAGCUGUGAUAAACCAGAAUAAGCCACAGAAGACUGUAUAAAAUCAGUAUAUAGCCUGUAGUAUGUAGUGUUUUUAGGUUCUGUUUAUUCUUAAGACAGAAUACGGCUGGACACGAGACCAAACUGCUGUUGAAUGGACAUCUCAUUUCCUAUGAUCACAGCCCUUAUUGUUCAACGUUUGCUCAUCAUUGCCAAAUCAUUUCCACUGCAUUCUGUUCGUCUCUCCUGUUAGAUGAACAUAAGUCAUCACUGAUAUCUGUUUUCAGCCCAGUCCUGUUGUACUGUACUUCUUCUGCAGUCUAAACGAAUCCAAGAUAAUGCAGCAUUGUCAGUGUUUACAUACAAAAUGAGAUUUGAUUGAAAUAUGCCUUAAUAUUGUUUGUGUGAGAGGAGACAGCUCUGCAGCUCAGGUGCAGAGAGCAGUGAAGUGAUUCUUCUGUUUUUACAAAUAUGAUUAUAUUUAACAAAGUCCAUAUGAACUCUGGAUGCAAUGUUUUCUACUAAAAAUCACUGCAUAUCUUCAGACGUGAUAGAUAUGUGUCAUUUAUAUUGUCAGGUGUGUUUUUAGCAUUUUGGUCUGUUUUUGAUGACAUGACAUGUUUUUUUAUUAUUAUUUGCAUAUUAAACGUGGUCAUUUCUGAAAAA
This is a messenger RNA of Larimichthys crocea (large yellow croaker), 3477 nucleotides long. It is a transcript of the gene lrrc45, whose product is annotated as leucine rich repeat containing 45. Gene Ontology annotation, cellular component: plasma membrane; centrosome. The record is from RefSeq and is a predicted model, not a curated record. Gene Ontology annotation, molecular function: protein binding. Bases 182 to 2206 code for a protein of 674 amino acids. The transcript has 18 exons. NCBI's taxonomy places the organism in Eukaryota, Metazoa, Chordata, Actinopteri, Sciaenidae.